Messenger RNA from Penicillium macrosclerotiorum, 1020 nucleotides. RefSeq names its product cysteine protease ATG4. Gene Ontology annotation, molecular function: protein-phosphatidylethanolamide deconjugating activity. Bases 1 to 1020 code for a protein of 339 amino acids. Lineage: Eukaryota; Fungi; Ascomycota; Eurotiomycetes; Eurotiales; Aspergillaceae. The record is from RefSeq and is a predicted model, not a curated record. The transcript has 4 exons.
AUGACGGGAGUUGACCUGGAAAAAUGCAAGCGGAUUGUACAAUACUUCUGGGAUCCCGAGCCCAAGAACGACGCCGCGCCGGACGCCUCGAUUUGGUGCCUGGGCGAAGAGUACAAGCCCCUCUCACCACAAGACCCCCCCCCCAUACAGCCAACGGACCCAGUGACCAGAACCUGGCCUGCAUCAUUCCUGGAUGAUUUUGAAUCAAGAAUAUGGAUGACAUAUCGCUCCAACUUCCCACCCAUCCCACGCAACAACACAUCCCAAGCGGCCUCCUCCAUGACCCUGAGUGUUCGCUUGCGGAGCCAGCUGAUGGACACGCAGGGCUUCACAUCCGACACUGGGUGGGGUUUGCGUGCCAACAAAACCCUCAUCGCUACCCUCAAAGACCCUCCGAGCACAGACCUGAUGAGCAUCGGCAGGAUCCUAUCAAGCGAAUGCGAUAACCCCACGCUUAGAGUCUACGUGACCAACGAUACGUCCGAUGUCUACGAGGACCAGUUCACUCGGCUAGCUAGGGAUGAAUCAGGCCAUAUACAACCCACUUUGAUCCUCCUUGGGCUCCGGUUAGGGAUCGAGCAUGUCACCCCAGUAUAUUGGGAUGGAUUACGAGCAGCAUUUCAAUACCCACAAUCUGUCGGGGUCGCAGGGGGACGACCAUCCGCGUCUCAUUAUUUUGUAGGUGUGCAGGAUUCUCAUCUCUUCUUCCUAGAUCCACACACGACUCGUAGCGGACUCCCACCCCGGAUAGAUGACGCACAUACAGCGGAGGAACUCGACACCUACCACACUCGCCGCUUACGAAGGAUUCCCAUCCAGGAAAUGGACCCCAGCAUGCUAAUUGGCUUCCUCAUUCAAGACGAUGCGGACUGGACAGACUGGAAGAAACGGGUCCAAUCCACCGCGGGGAAGCCGAUCAUCCACAUCAUCGCGGCAGGGAAUUCGAUCGAUGUGACACCUGGUCGGAAGGAGGCGCUGGACGAGGUAGAGGUGUUGGAUGAUUCGGAUGCAUUGCUGUAG